Messenger RNA from Naegleria gruberi, 660 nucleotides. RefSeq lists its product as uncharacterized. The record is from RefSeq and is a predicted model, not a curated record. NCBI's taxonomy places the organism in Eukaryota, Heterolobosea, Eutetramitea, Acrasida, Naegleriidae. The transcript has a single exon. The coding region runs from base 1 to 660 and encodes 219 amino acids.
AUGUCACAACAACCUUCAAAGGGACAAAUAGUGAGUGGAAUCUUUGCAAGUAUUCUUGUGUUAUUGUGCAUUAUAAUAGUGUUGGUUACUCUGGGGACUUGCUAUCAAACCACAGGAACAGAAGAACCUGUUUCAGCAUGUGGAAGAAAUAAUUCACCCAAUAGAGCUCUAUUCAUUGCAUGUUUUGCUGUCGGAACCUGUUUGGUUCUUCUUUUCUGUCCGAGCAGAUUGAUAUCACUUCAUUAUUCAACCUAUGGCACGAUAAAGCCACAAUUCAAGAGUAUUUACUUUUGGUUUUUAGUGUUGCAUUUCAUUCCGAUGGUGUUGAGUAUGCCCUUACUAUUGGUAAUGGCUAUAAUUCCAGAUACAUCUGAUUUGGGAAUGCUUCAUUUGGGAGUUGCUAUUGCUGGGAUGGGAUUGUUGCUUGUUUAUGGAUUCCUUAAUUGUGUUUUGAAUGGUAUUAGAAUUGUUAGAUUAUUCUUUGGAAGAUUUUGGAUUGUAAGAUUUUGUACCUGGAGUAGGAGUUUACCAAACUGGAUCUUGUGUAUCUUGUUUACAUUGUCAAUACUCUGUAACGUUGGAUUGGUUAUUGGUGCCAUCAUUGAAUGGUUCAGUGGAAGAGUGGAAAUCUUGCUGGAGAAUGGGCUGCUGUUUUCUUAA